CUCUUUUGGUUUUUGGAUCUCUCUAGUAUUAUUACAACUACUACUAUUACUUCAACUACUUACAACUAGUACAAUCAUGGCUGACACAACCUUUCUCUUUACUUCGGAAUCCGUCAACGAGGGACAUCCCGACAAGUUCUGCGAUCAAGUGUCCGACGCGGUGCUCGAUGCUUGCAUUGCCGGUGACGAAAUGUCGCGUGUGGCGUGCGAGACGUGCUGCAAGACGGGCAUGGUCAUGAUCUUUGGAGAAAUCACCACCGCGGCUACCGUCAACUACGAACAGGUCAUUCGCGACGCCAUCAAGGACAUUGGCUACGACGACCCCGCCAAGGGAUUCGACUACAAGACCUGCAACGUCAUUGUCGCCAUUGAAGAACAGUCGCCCGACAUUGCGCAGUCCGUAGACGCCGUCAAGGUCGAAGACAUUGGAGCCGGUGAUCAAGGAAUCAUGUUUGGCUACGCCACCGACGAGACCGAGUCCCUCAUGCCCCUCACGCACAUGCUCGCUACGCAAAUCGGCAGCAAGCUCACCGAAGUGCGCAAAAACGGAACCUGCGAAUGGGUCCGUCCCGACGGCAAGACGCAGGUCACCUGCGAGUACAAACUCGUCAACGGAGUGCCCGUCCCGCAGCGAGUGCACACCAUUGUCAUCUCCACACAACACGCCGAAGACGUCACCAACGAACAGAUCGCGGCCGACCUCAUGGAACACGUCAUCAAGCCCGUCGUCCCGGAAAAGUACCUCGACGAAAAGACCAUUUACCAUUUGAAUCCGUCCGGCCGAUUCGUCAUUGGUGGACCCCACGGAGACGCGGGAUUGACCGGGCGCAAGAUCAUCAUUGACACCUACGGUGGAUGGGGUGCGCACGGAGGUGGCGCCUUUUCCGGGAAGGAUACCACCAAGGUCGAUCGAUCCGCCGCCUACGCCGCCCGUUGGGUCGCCAAGAGUCUCGUCGCCGCCAAGCUCUGCAAGCGGGCCCUCGUCCAGUUGAGUUACGCCAUCGGCGUCCCCUACCCCCUCUCCGUCUUUGUCGAUUCCUACGGAACCGUCAAGGAAGGCAUGACCGAUGCCGAUCUCACCGAAGUCAUCAACAAAAACUUUGAUCUCCGACCGGGAUGCAUCAUUCGCGACUUAAACUUGCGUCGCGCCGUCAUGCGCAAGACCGCCGCCUACGGACACUUUGGACGGGAAGAUCCCGACUUUACCUGGGAACAGGUCAAGGAACUCAAGCUCUAAACAAAAAGUUCCAAAACACCAUAUUAUACAACAAUAACACUAAACCGUCCGUUGGAAGUGCCG
This is a messenger RNA of Phaeodactylum tricornutum CCAP 1055/1, 1300 nucleotides long. RefSeq lists its product with no specific name. Gene Ontology annotation, cellular component: cytosol. NCBI's taxonomy places the organism in Eukaryota, Bacillariophyta, Bacillariophyceae, Surirellales, Neidiaceae. Gene Ontology annotation, biological process: S-adenosylmethionine biosynthetic process. Gene Ontology annotation, molecular function: methionine adenosyltransferase activity; ATP binding. The record is from RefSeq and is a predicted model, not a curated record. The transcript is spliced from 2 exons. The coding region runs from base 77 to 1237 and encodes 386 amino acids.